GGCAGCAGGACUUUCAAGACGAUACUCCUCUGCUUCGUGGUAACCGUAAGCCAGGCAGUGGCCAGCUUGCCAGGUAGGUUGAAGCAGGCGUGAGCGGGUUAUGGCGUGCGGACAUGACCGCUUCAAGGGGAAGUCUUUGGGACCUUGAGGCUUUCUUUGAAUGUCUUUUGUCUGCGUUUGCGGAGAAGCACGACGCACAAAGGCUUGUCCGUCCCUGGUCCCUUCGACCUCUUCAGAGACAGUUUCCACAGGACCGGCAUAUCAACUUCGAAGACAGCCUACAUGAAGAAGUCUAUCAACGCUUGACCGCCAUGCUAUCAGAAGAUUUGACCUUUCUCGAAUUACCACUCACUCUCUGGGUUACAGUAGUCAUAGCUUUGUAUGCUAUUUCUUGCUCCUUUUCGAACCAUGCAAGACUGGGAAAAGUUCCAGGGCCCUGGCUUUAUGCGACGACCAGAUUUCGAUUGGGCUUGGAUGCGUGGCGAGCCCGUUCAGUCCAGGCUAUUCUCAAUCUACACCGACAAUAUGGCCCGAUUGUCCGCAUCGGACCGAGCGAAAUCUCCUUCAACAGUAUUUCCGCGCUGAGAACCAUCUAUGGAGCUGGCAGUGGCUUCGAAAGGACAUCCUUUUAUCGUAUGUUUGACGUCUAUGGCCACAAAAACCUGUUCACUUUUGGUUCCGGCAAGCUCCACCGUGACCGUAAGAAGUUGAUCAGCCAUAUAUACGCUAACCAAACGGUCCUUGGUCCCGAGUCUUCUGCAAUGGUCCAGAAGAAGGUUGCAGCGUUUCUCUCUCUGCUCGAAAGAGAGCCAAACCAUGCAAGUGAGAUCUUCCGAAGCUUGCACUAUUUUUCGUUCGACACCAUCUCAGAAUUUGUGUAUGGUGCUGAGCACGGAGGCACGACCGCCUUGUCCGGAUGCAAAGUGUCCCAAGGCUUGAUUGAAGACAUAUUGAAUCCAGCUCGAAGGAGACUGGCAUGGUUUGCGAUCCAUUUUCCGGCAUACACAAAGUGGAUCACGACACGCACUGGACUGUUGGAACGACUGCUGGCAUCCCUCGGAUUGAUGCCUAUGAGGAAGCCUUUCACUUAUUCUGGCAUUCGUCAGCAUGCACUGAACGCGUUUCAUAGCUUCAAAAAUGCUCCAACUGAGGUGCAGGCAAAUGCCGCCGAGACCACAGUCAUUGGACGCUUGUUCAAGGUGCGGCAAGAAGCCAACCUCUCAGACAUGGACAUCGCUUCAGAGUGCGCCGAUCAUCUUCUUGCUGGCAUUGACACCACCGCUGACUCGCUGAUGUUCGUGAUUUGGGCGCUUUCCUUGCCACAACACAGGGAAUUCCAAGAAAGAUUGAGGGAAGAGGUGUCGCAGAUCUCCGUCGACGGCAACGACUUACCUGUCCCUAAGGAAUUGACCCAGCUUCCAUACUUGAAUGCGGUCGUGAGGGAGACUUUGCGCUUGUAUUCGCCACUGCCUGCAUUCGAGCCUCGAGUAUCCUCGACCGAUACUGUCAUUGACGGGUACGAAAUUCCGGCCGGUACAGUUGUUGGCAUGUCGCCAUUCUGCUUGCACAGAGACGAGACGGUCUUUCCAUCACCUUUGAGCUUCACGCCUGAGAGAUGGUUAACACCUUCCGGGACCCUGGUCCCCGAAUCAGAUCUGAGGAAUCGAUACUUCUGGGCAUUCUCGAGUGGCGCACGCAUGUGUAUCGGAAUGCAUCUGGCCAAUGCCGAGAUGCUGACGCUGAUCGCUGCGCUGUACCGGAAGUACAGAACAUCAGCAAAACACCCGGACACGUCGCCAGGUGUCACAAGUAGGUUCGAAGUCUUCUACGAUGAGACGAUGCCUAGAAUGGCCGAGCACGAAUGUUGGAUUGAUUUCGUAAAGCUUGCCGAGAACAACAAGUCAUCCGGCGCUUGGACACAAUGA
Messenger RNA from Exophiala xenobiotica, 1925 nucleotides. RefSeq lists its product as uncharacterized. Lineage: Eukaryota; Fungi; Ascomycota; Eurotiomycetes; Chaetothyriales; Herpotrichiellaceae. Gene Ontology annotation, molecular function: heme binding; iron ion binding; oxidoreductase activity, acting on paired donors, with incorporation or reduction of molecular oxygen. The transcript has 2 exons. The record is from RefSeq and is a predicted model, not a curated record. Bases 114 to 1925 code for a protein of 603 amino acids.